This is a messenger RNA of Paramuricea clavata, 1307 nucleotides long. Lineage: Eukaryota; Metazoa; Cnidaria; Anthozoa; Malacalcyonacea; Plexauridae. The record is from the annotation of a GenBank genome assembly.
AUGUUGUCGACUGAUAGUGAUAUUUCUGUUGCUGUUUCUGAUUCAAGCGAGUAUGUUUUUGGUGCUCAUUAUAUGCCGUGUGAAGGUGAACCAUUAGCUCCUGAGGGAGACGACUUAAUGGACGAUAUAAGCAAGGAAACGACCAAGGAAGCCGAUCUGGAUGGCUUGACGCCGGCCAUUCUCGAGGCUAGAUAUGACCGAAAGAAUAAAGUUGUUUCUUGGUAGGUAGCCUUUUUUCAGUUUGAUAGUACAAAACAUAGUUAUUUAUAUAGAUAGACAUUUGAACUUCAGUUGUUUUAAAUAACUAAAUUUGACAAAAACACUUGAUUCAACUUGCUGCUUGAAUUUGCUAUACUUAUACUGUAGGUGCAAAUGUGGGAAGUGCUCUGAUCAAAACUUGGUUGGUGCUCUUGAAUACCGAUGUUACCGUGAAAUUACUGAAGCGCUUGGGAAACUGACAUUCAACGGGAGCAUCGAAAAAAUUUCAUGUUUGACAUUGCCUGAUGAUUACAAGGCUAUGACAAACGAGGCUGUGCUGGCUCAAGUCGGCCCUUUAUUGAGACCGAAAAGGGCGAAGCUAUAAAUGUCGUUCAGGAACUCCUUACAAAGAGUAAGUGCGGAUCAUUUUAUGCUGACAAAAUUAUAGAAUUACUGCAAUUUGAUAAAAUACUAUUAUAUUUCGACAAAAAAUACUUUCCAAAUGUGGAUAGUUUUUAAUAGUUUAAUACAGUAAUAGAGACAUGUUUAUUUAUAUCAGAUAAUGCAUAUAAUAAUACGUUUCCGUAUGAACUACAUAUACCAAGGCAAGCCAGAAGGGUACCUUUAUAGUUGGUUUGCUUUGCUGAGGCUAGAGGUGAAUUAUAACAUCUUACAGUUGCUGCAUUGCUCUACUCAAACACAAUAGUGAUGUCAAGUACUAUAACAGGCUAAUACAGUAAUCUCUAAUGAAACUCAAACUGUGUGUUAUACACUGAGAUUUAUAUGGUGAAACUAAACUGUUUGGCUGGUCUUGCAUUUUGGUACAUUACAUAGUGACCCUACAAGCCCUUCUUAGUCAGGAAUAAUUGAAAACACUGAUGUUUCAUCCCUUGAAGAGUGCGGGAACAAAUCUUAAAUUGAUAUAACUUUUACCUUGGUUUUACAGGUAUAUCCGUGCUGUUCGCUAUAGGUGGUUGGCAAGAUGGCUGUUUGGCUAUAUGGGCCCAGAAAAUACCAGACCGUUGUCAUCUUGUAUUUAUGAAGACAUCAGAACAAGAUACAAUACUGGAGGCCAAUCAGGUUAUGCUGAUGCAGAAAAUCGAAGUUGA